This is a messenger RNA of Brienomyrus brachyistius, 3659 nucleotides long. Its product is annotated as rho guanine nucleotide exchange factor 6-like. The record is from RefSeq and is a predicted model, not a curated record. Bases 1213 to 3168 code for a protein of 651 amino acids. The transcript is spliced from 17 exons. Gene Ontology annotation, molecular function: protein binding; guanyl-nucleotide exchange factor activity. NCBI's taxonomy places the organism in Eukaryota, Metazoa, Chordata, Actinopteri, Osteoglossiformes, Mormyridae.
ACCUAUAAAACUCCAGGAAGUGUUUGUGUUCAAAUCCCUUAGGUGGGGUACAGUAGAGUUUGGUUUCCAUAAUUUCCCUUUUAUGAAGAGAAACAAAUGAGGUUUAUUGUAUUUCUUCCGUAUUCCUGAUAUGACCAAAUAAAUAUUCAGUGGGAAACGUACUAGAUUAAAAUAUAGAAAGGAUAGCAGCAGUAGAAAAAAACUAAAAUGCAAGAUGGGGGAAGCCUGCCGAGAGACGGACGAAGAGGAGCAUAGAGGAACGCCAUUUAUCUCGCUGGGAAUGCAGAACUUAAAUGAGGAGCGAUGUAUUUUUCUGCAAGCUCUUGGAGAGCCAAUGGCCGCCUCGAGUUACCGACACACUCAGUGUCAAAUCCCUUUUCGAACGAUAAAACUACAUAUGGUGAAAUAAAGUCAUAUCACAUUAUAACAGAUUGCCAGUCUUUUGGUUAUUUCUGAAAACAAGCGACAUUCAAAUGCAGAAACUGAUUGCAUGGAAAUAUUACAGUACGUACACAUGAACAAACACGCCUGCUAAUGUGAAGGGAUUGUGGUGCGCAAACAAUGCGCAUGCGCACACGUAUUCCGACGCUUUCCAUUUCAAAGCAUAUUUUUCUGUGAAGCAGACCCGCGCUAGGCAGCGGUCGGCUGUAGAAAUGCCAUCUACCACUCAGUGGACUGGCUUUCAAAACGCAAAUAUGAGAACGCGACGAAACUACAAACCAGCACUACUAAGAACCGUAAACUUUGAUAAACCAUGCCCGAGCUAUUUAUAAAGCGCCUAUAAGCCCCGUACUGCGCUGAGGAUUCGCGCAAGCGCUUGCCAAUCCCCCUACGUCACUUCCGUUGCGCGGGGGCGGGGGGGGGGGGUGGUUGGCAGCGUACACUUUACUGUAAACUGCGGGAAACGAAAUGACGAAGCUGUAUACGUACAUACCGCCGAUUGACUAACCAGGUUUUUUUACUCCAGUGUCAUCAUUUCAUUAACUUGUGCCCUACUGUUGUAGUCCGGUUAGGGACAGAAGGACGAAGCUGGGUACGUGUAUUUCUGUUACUCAUGCAAUAAACAGUCCGUUAUUCGGGCUUCGCCGUAUCAUUAAUUUGUGUUGCACUGUUUAUAGUGAUGUCAGGAUUUGAAGGACGAAGCGGACUGUCUAACCAAUACUGGACUUUCUAAAAGGAUAUGUGCUUCUGGAGGGCGACGUGAUUACGGAGAUGUCAGAGAGCGAUAGUGCUGGUGGGCAGCUGGUGGUGAAGGCCCGCUUCAACUUCAGACAGAACAAUGAGGAUGAGCUCUCCUUCAGCAAGGGGGAGCUAAUCACGGUCACGCGGCAGGAGGAGGGCGGCUGGUGGGAAGGCACGCUCGAGGGCCGCACCGGGUGGUUCCCCAGUAACUAUGUGCGCGAGGUGAAGCCCUCAGAAAAGCCACUCUCUCCCAAAUCGGUGAAGGGGUUCGACACGCCCCAGCUAACCAAGAGCUACUACAGCGUGGUUGUGCAGGACAUCUUGGAACACGAGCGAGACUUCCUUAGAGAGCUGCAGUCCUUGUUGUGCUGCUACCUUCGCCCCCUGCAGGCCAGCGAUAAGUUGUCCAGUGCAGAUGUCAGCCACCUGAUGGGGAACCUGGAAGAUAUUUUUACUUUCCAGCAAGGACUGUGUGCGGUUAUGGAGGAAUGUACCAAGAUGCCGGAAGGCCAGCAGCACCUGGGUGGAUGUUACCUUAACCUGCUGAACCAGAUCCGGACGCUACACCUGUGCUACUGCUCCACCCAUCCCUCUGCUGUGUGUGUGCUCACCGAACAUGGGGAGUUGCUGGACGCCUUCAUGGAGAGUCACGGGGCUGCUGGCUCGGGCGUACUCACUUUGACCACUGGCCUCAGCAAGCCCUUUCUGCGGCUGGAGAAGUACCCCACCCUACUGCAGGAGCUGGAGCGGCAUGUCGAGGAAGCCCAUCCAGACUCCGGGGACAUUUUAAAGGCAGCGACGGCCUUUCAGGGCCUGGUGACGCAGUGCCACGAGCUGCGCAGACGCAAGGCACUGGAGCUGCAGAUACUGUCGGAGCCGCUGCGAGGCUGGGAGGGCGAGAACAUCCGUUCGCUGGGUCACGUGAUUCACACGGGUCACGUGCAGCUACAGAGCGGGCCGGGCCAGGACAAGGAGGAACGCUAUGUCAUGCUUUUUCCCAGCAUGCUCCUUGUGCUGUCCGCCAGCCCUCGCAUGAGUGGCUUCAUCUAUCAGGGACGUUUUCCUCUUGCUGGGACAGCUGUGGCCAAGCGCGUGGAAGGCAGUGACAGUGGACAGUCUGCCUUCGAGAUCGCAGGGGGUGUGAUUGAGCGCGUUAUAGUGUUCUGUGCCAACCAGCAGGACCUUCAGGAGUGGCUGGACCAUCUACAUGCCUUGACCAAAGGGGGCAGCCCAGGCAGCACCGUCAGCAAGAACGCAGAAGGGAAGGCGGCCGCUGGUGUCGGUACUCUGGCCCACCAGAGCCAUGGCACGCCCACCUCCGGCCGUGCUCUGCUGGAGCCGCCUAAGAUCAGCAAGCCCUGGUCCCUGAGCUGCCUGCGCCCCGCCCCUCCCCUCAAGCCCUCCGCUGCACUGGGCUACAAGGAGGACUCCAGCAAGAGCCCCCGACCAAUAAAGAAAUUCCUCCCCAAAAGGAAGACUGAAAGAAAGCCAUCUGAUGAUGAGGUCCUGAUGAGGAAGAGUACCGCAGCUCUGGAAGAAGAUGCGCAGAUUCUGAAGGUGAUUGAGGCCUACUGCACAGGGGUCAGCCUGCACCAGGCCACCACCGGUGAGGACGACCUCCACUUUGAGGGCGAUCUGCCCCUGUCUGCUGGGGUUGGUGUCUUUCCAUCUGAGGGUGACACGGAUGCCAUUCUGGCUCUGAUUGCAGCAGCCAGGAAGGACUGUGCUCCUCAGGUUCUCUUGCCUGAAGAAGAGAAGAUCAUAGUAGAGGAGGUGAAGAGCAACGGUCAGAUGGUCAUAGAGGAAAAGAGUCUCGUCGAUGCUGUGUACGCGUUAAAGGAUGAAGUGCUAGAACUGAGAAAGGAGAACAGGCAGAUGAAGCAGUACUUAGAGGAGGAGCAGCGCUCACGGAAGGAGCUGGAGCGCGUCGUGCGGAGGUUGGCCAAGCAGAAGAACGACUGCGUUCGGGACGAAGGCACUCAUUAAGGCUCUCGAUCAAGUCGCCCAGCAGCCCUCCUCGGACUCCUCGCGUGUAUACGCACGGCACUUUUCAGCGUGGAAAUCCCUUUUGAUGAGCGUUAAAAGGACCAACGCACAGGAAUGUAUAAGCAGUCACAGCACGUGAAAUGAUGGUAGCUGGCAGUAUGGCAACUGGGUGACCCCGGCGGAAGCCACCAUGAAUCCCUAUUAUGUCUUCCUGUAGAAAUAAACGUGGGGGCAGGGGGGGUCACGGGGGACAGUGCCUGCGCAGGCAGCUGACAGGUUAUCAUACUGUGUUAGGACCGGACGAAAAAUAUGCCCGUCACAAAAUGAAGCGUGAGUGUUCUGGGCCUGCAUGUCUGUCCUGUAUCCUGUGUCCGUUAAACUGAUGAAACUACGAUUCCGUCGUGCCCCCGGGGGAGUGGACCCCAUUGGACAGGGUGCUUCUGCAGUGCACCUGCUUUCGUUUGAGACCAGUCUAGCAGGGCUUUCGUCUU